Messenger RNA from Salvia miltiorrhiza (redroot sage), 1580 nucleotides. Its product is annotated as WD-40 repeat-containing protein MSI1-like. NCBI's taxonomy places the organism in Eukaryota, Viridiplantae, Streptophyta, Magnoliopsida, Lamiales, Lamiaceae. Gene Ontology annotation, cellular component: nucleus. The transcript has 6 exons. Bases 179 to 1453 code for a protein of 424 amino acids. Gene Ontology annotation, biological process: regulation of gene expression. The record is from RefSeq and is a predicted model, not a curated record. Gene Ontology annotation, molecular function: histone binding.
AACCCCAUAUAAAUUUGAUACUAUAUUAACCAAAAAAGAGUGGAGAAAUCCCAUUCCCUCCAAUUCUCCUCCAAACCCUUCACCCGGGUAACGUUCAAACCAUAAUUCCUCCAAAAAAAGUGCUAAAGAGCACUGAGUGGAAGUCCAGGAUCACAAAUCCCGCGCAAUCCGCGAAGAAAUGGAAAAAGACGACGACGAGAUGAGGGGGGAGAUUGAGGAGCGGCUGGUAAAUGAGGAGUACAAGAUUUGGAAGAAGAACACGCCGUUCCUCUACGAUUUGGUCGUCACUCACGCGCUCGAGUGGCCGUCGCUGACCGUGGAGUGGCUGCCCGACCGGGAGGAGCCGCCGGGCAAGGAUUACUCUGCCCAGAAGAUGAUUCUCGGUACCCACACUUCCGAGAACGAGCCCAAUUACCUCAUGCUCGCCAGGAUUCAGCUGCCUCUCGAGGACACCGAGAACGAUUCCCGCCAUUACGACGAUGAACGGUCUGAAUUCGGUGGAUUUGGCUGCACUAAUGGCAAGGUUCAAAUUAUCCAGCAAAUAAAUCAUGAUGGGGAGGUCAAUCGAGCCCGUUACAUGCCCCAAAAUCCAUUUAUUAUCGCCACCAAGACUGUUAGUGCGGAAGUUUAUGUUUUCGACUAUAGCAAACAUCCCUCAAAGCCUCCUCUAGAUGGUGCAUGUAACCCUGAUUUGAGGCUAAGGGGCCACAGCACUGAAGGGUAUGGUUUAUCGUGGAGUCAGUUCAAGGAUGGUCAUCUUUUGAGUGGUUCGGAUGAUGCCCAAAUAUGUUUGUGGGAUAUAAAUGCAACUCCGAAGAAUAAUGCUCUAGAUGCAAUGCAAACAUUUAAGAUUCAUGAAGGUGUUGUUGAAGAUGUGGCAUGGCACCUCAGGCAUGAAUAUCUGUUUGGGUCGGUUGGAGAUGACCAGCAUCUUCAUAUAUGGGAUCUCCGAUCUCCUUCAGUCAACAAGCCGAUACAAUCUGUAGUAGCCCAUCAAAGCGAGGUAAACUGUUUGGCUUUCAAUCCUUUUAAUGAGUGGGUUCUGGCAACGGGUUCCACUGACAAGACUGUCAAGUUAUUUGACAUGCGAAGGAUUUCUACCGCACUCCACAAAUUUGACUGUCACAAGGAGGAGGUUUUCCAGGUCGGAUGGAACCCAAAGAACGAGACCAUCUUAGCUUCGUGUUGUCUUGGUAGAAGACUGAUGGUCUGGGAUCUCAGCAGGAUUAAUGAAGAGCAGUCGUCGGAGGAUGCUGAGGAUGGACCACCGGAGCUCGUAUUCAUUCAUGGUGGCCAUACGAGUAAAAUCUCCGACUUCUCAUGGAACCCUUGUGAAGACUGGGUUGUUGCUAGCGUGGCGGAGGACAACAUACUUCAAAUAUGGCAGAUGUCUGAGAACAUCUACCAUGAUGAAGAUGAUGUGCCUGUGAAUGACGCCAUGAAAGGCUCCUAGUUUCGGUUUUUUAUUUAUUUAACUAGCUUGUUUAGCUCUUCAAUAUCUUUCAUGUGUUUCUUUCUUUGCACCUGUUGUAUCAUUUAACCAUGGCUUCUAUUUUAUGAGAAUGCAGCUGCUCUGCUCA